Messenger RNA from Dendroctonus ponderosae (mountain pine beetle), 2703 nucleotides. It is a transcript of the gene Taz, whose product is annotated as tafazzin. The coding region runs from base 464 to 1132 and encodes 222 amino acids. Gene Ontology annotation, molecular function: 1-acylglycerophosphocholine O-acyltransferase activity. Gene Ontology annotation, cellular component: mitochondrial membrane. Lineage: Eukaryota; Metazoa; Arthropoda; Insecta; Coleoptera; Curculionidae. The record is from RefSeq and is a predicted model, not a curated record. The transcript has 4 exons. Gene Ontology annotation, biological process: cardiolipin acyl-chain remodeling; inner mitochondrial membrane organization.
CACUCAUUUGACCAUCAUCUACUUGUUGAGUUAUGUCCUUCACUGCUUUAAGCAAGUGGCAAACUCUGUGUGGCAAACCUGGCAAACAAAUAAAUGUCACCCUGGCAAGUAUAAUUAAUGGUUAAUCAAGUGAAAAGUUUUAUACAAAUGAAAAUCGCAUUAAGCAUGAGGUGAGCGCACGCAUUUCCCUCGAGAGCAUCUCAUGCUUAAACAGUAUUAAAUUUAUUAAAUAUCGAAGUGUCGUGUGACUUGAACGAAGGUUAAGUUUGGUAAAAUUCGGAACGUUUUCCUUUAUGAUGUCUGGCAAUUGUUUGUGAAAAUUAUUAGUUAAUUUAAUUAUGUAAUUCCAGCAAUGAUGUACAAAUCAGUGCGCCUGAAAAGGAAUUUUGCCAUAUGUUAUUUGUGACUUGUUAUAAGUAGUGUUACAUAUCAAUAAGCCAAGCUGAGAUAUUAAUUAUAAUCAAUGGCUUAUAACAUUGAUUGGAUCGUGCCAGCUCUAAGCAAACCGACUCAUUUAUGGAGACUGGCAAGUACCAUAACUAUGGUAGCUGUUGGGUUAUUCAGCAAAGUUUUAAUUAGCACACUUACAUUGCGGCACCUUCUGUGUCCCUCAAAAAUGCGUUGGUCGCUGGCUGCCCACGAUAUUUGUUUCACUUGCUCCCAACACUCCUACUUCUUUAGUUUAGGGAAAUGUAUUCCGGUAAUACGAGGAGCGGGCGUAUACCAAAAGGCAGUAGACUUUAUGAUCGAACGAUUAGCUAAAGGAGAUUGGGUGCAUAUAUUUCCCGAAGGUAAGGUGAAUAUGUCCAAGGAGCACAUCAGGUUCAAAUGGGGUAUUGGACGAAUGAUUUUCGAAUCGCCUGUCCCUCCGAUAGUGGUGCCCAUUUGGCAUAUCGGCAUGGACGACGUCCUACCAAACGAACCUCCAUAUGUGUUAAGAUUAAGGAAAAACCUCACCUUUAAUUACGGAAAUCCCAUUGAUAUGUCUGAUAUGGUGCGUGCAUUGAAGUCGGCAAAUGCAACAGAAGAGGAGGCCCGAAAACAAAUAACUGACUUUCUGCAAGAUCGACUGCAGAAACUUAAAAUAGAAACGGAAGCUUUACACGCUCAAUAUUUUAGGUCAAAAUCCUGAUACAGGCAAAAAUUCAAUUAGGAGAUUUAAUUGGUAUACUUUAAGGUAAGCUAUCUGGAGGUAAAAAUGUGGAAAUCCGAAUAUUGGUAAAAAAUCGCAUAUUGACCUUGCUUCCAAUCAACGUGCGCUGAAAUAUCGAAAAAUUCCAGGUUGGUUUAUAGUGGAUAUUUAUCGAAACCUGACUAAGGCUUGUGACCAAUUUUAUACGGUAUUUGCAUUUUAGUACAUUUUGAAAAUGUCUGAGAAAGAUCUUCUAACUAUGGCACUCUUCUAGCAUUUCAGCAUUCAAAGGGUAAUAGCAAUAAACUUAUUUUCCUAAAAAAUAUACUUAUAGGGUAGCAUACAUUAAAAAUCAAACAGCUUUUCGUAUUAAAGGCUUGAUAGCCGUUGUCGAUUGUCAUUUCUCAAACAAACGUUUCCCUUACUUCUGCGGCUUGAAUUAUUAAAAGCCGGAAGUUGACAAAUUUUCCCGUACACUUUUUUAAUACUGCCCCAAUCGAGGAUUGAAUUUUAUAUAAAAAUGAUUUUUAAAAUGUUGAUUUUUAUAAACGCAAUAGGUAUAGCUUCCUUAUAUGGUGUUCUAUUGGAUGCCGAAUUUAUAUAAGCUAGUCAAACUUAGUUUUAAGUACUAAAUUGCCAGUUUCAGCAUUGAUAGCUUUAACGUUUCACAGUGGCUGUAAAGAAAGAUUGUUUUUUGAAAAUUUUCCGAUAGUGUUAUAUUUUUGAAAAUCGAGCAAGUGUUCAUUUACAUAUUUUUUAAGCUUUUGCUGUAAAUAUUUGGCACAUUAUAGCCUUAAUAUAAUUUAGAUACUGCAAGUGUUGCCCGAAUCUUUGAAAUGAAAAUAAAUAAUUAAUAUGUGCGUGAAAUGAGAAUUAUCAUGCCAACUGGUCGCAUCAAAGCCAAUUGAAAUGAUCAGAAUGCCGAUAUUCAAGUACCAAAAUUUUGAAUCAUUGCCAAAAAUGCAUAAAUGAUGCCAAAUUAGAAAAUGAAUUGUUAUAUUUAAUUUAAGCUUAGGUGAUACCCAGAAUCUAUGGGUUUAAUUGGUCCUAAUUUACGAAAUUUACUUUAAAAAAUUAUGCAACAAACUUUUACAGCCCUGUAAUGUAUUAAAUUUGUUAUAUGUACAAAAGGGUUGUUUUUAGAACACGGCUUCCAAAGUGUUAUUUUGUAUAUUUUAUAGUUUUGUUGCAGUUUGUUGUUCAAUCUUAUGAAUUUCUUCUACAGGUUCAUAUAUUAUAUGUCAAUGUGUUGCAAUAGGAAUAUAUGUAAAUAAUAUUGACAGUGGGUUUCAGAAAACUAUAGAAUAUAUUCCCAGCCGUAAACGUAUAAAGAUAAAUUGGUCGCUGUGCUGAAGCCCACUUUAAUAACUAUUUAAUUUAAGGAUUUGAAAGUUUACGAAGACUGCGAAAUAGAAUCCACAUUUUAUACGUUCAUCUAUUUCAUUGGGUACAUUAAGUAGACUGAGGCUAUUUUAUAAUCUUUGUAAUGGGUAGGUUUAUGGGUGUAUACUUUAACAAACCAGAGGACUUCCAAGACAACAACAAAAAAUAAUAAAUCGACAUACAUUUUA